UUUGUUGUCGAUUGAGACACGUAUUUAUUCAAGUUCGAACAGAAUAUGGAAAAAUUGAAUAUUAGUCAACUAAAAUAUCAAUAUAUUGCAGUCAUUUGCGUGAACCUGUUGUCUCUUGCACAAGGAUACUGUGUUGCAUGGGUGACACCGUUAUUCCAGCUUCUACGAUCGGAUAAUAGUCCCCUGGACAGUGGACCAAUUACAUUGCUCGAAACGACUCUACUGGGUCUUUUACCAUGUGUUGGCUCAUUUCUCGGAACAAUUUUAUUUUCCAUAAUAUCCAGCCAUUUAGGACGCAUCACUUCAAUUACUUUACUUGUUAUCCCAAACAUGGCCUUUUGCAUCAUUUUAAUGGCAUCGACUUCAAUUAAUGUGAUUUUAAUAGGUCAAGUGAUUACUGGUAUGGCAUACGGCGGAAUACAUUUUUGUGUUCCGCUAUUUGUUGCGGAGAUGGCAGAUCCAAGAACUAGACCCAAGUUUUCCAUACGAGUGGAGCGAGUGAUGUUAGCUGUAAUUAGUUAGCACACAAAAUUACUUAAAGUGAACUGGGUCAUUAGCUUCGCCAACUGAAGAGAUCAAUAAAGUAAAGUACUUUUCAUCGAGUUUCAUAAAACGUUUUAUGCCACAGAGGCAUCUAAAGUUUGCGUUUUGCAUAUUAUGAUACUGAGUGGCAUUAUAGUCAUUUUUGCGCCUUGAAGUGUACUUUUGCAUGCUUUGUUGUUGAAAUGGUUGUGGAAUGAUUUUUACUUUCUACAUGCGUCGAAAACCUUACUUUUCAUGUUUCGAGCACUUCUUUCGAAGCCCUCAGCAUGCAAAAUCCAUUCCAUAACUCGGGAUAAAAAAUGAAAAGUCUCGUUCUAGUGUGUUUAUUGACCUCGGC
This is a messenger RNA of Bradysia coprophila, 880 nucleotides long. Its product is annotated as facilitated trehalose transporter Tret1-like. Gene Ontology annotation, molecular function: transmembrane transporter activity. Gene Ontology annotation, cellular component: membrane. Lineage: Eukaryota; Metazoa; Arthropoda; Insecta; Diptera; Sciaridae. Gene Ontology annotation, biological process: transmembrane transport. The record is from RefSeq and is a predicted model, not a curated record.